Messenger RNA from Thlaspi arvense, 852 nucleotides. The record is from the annotation of a GenBank genome assembly. Lineage: Eukaryota; Viridiplantae; Streptophyta; Magnoliopsida; Brassicales; Brassicaceae.
AUGGAAGCUCUUAGCUUUAUGAAAUUCUGGCUAACAAACGCCAACAGCAAUAAAUCCCGCCGUGAAAUCAGAAUCUCAGAAUCCGCCGUCGGAUCCUCCACCGCAUUGGGAGAUCCCGAAGUAGAGCUCUGCGAAGGAGACGAUUCCUUCUUCGAGCUCGAGAUCUCUCUCUCCGAUUUCUCCAUCAAGGGAAACAAAACCCCUGAAGAGAGAGAAGAAAAGCAGACGACUUUCUCCGUCUCCAAGAGCAAAGUCCUCCCUUUCGUCGAAAUCAGCUCGAAACCUCAAUCUCCGAUCACUCUCCUCAAAUCCGGUCAAAAGUUUCGUGCUUUCUCGUUCAAGAAGUCAAAGUCCGUCGAAUCGGAAAAGUCAACGACGACUGAGAAGAAAGAAAACAACAGCAGAAGCCUCAACGUAAGGUUCAGAAUCGAAGACGACGAGACGACAACAACAAGUUUCAGAAAAACGGCGAGCAUUGCGAGGACAAAGGUGAGAGACGACACGGUGUUCUUCGAUGGCUCUGCCUCCCCUGUUUCAUCUUCUUCUUCCUCGAAGAGAUUCUUUGAUCUGAUAAAGCCUUUAUACACUAAAACAACGAAGAAACAGAGUAUCAACAGUGUAUCGGCAUCUCCGGCGUCUUCACCGGCGGCGAGGGAAAAACAGAGGACUAAUUUACCGUCUGGGAUUCGAAGCGUGAGGAGGCAACUUGGGAAGAGCCGGUCGGCGUCUGCGGCUAUCGGAGGAAUGUCUCCGGCGAAGAGACUCGACGAGUCUUUACAAGUGCAACAGGAUGGGAUUCAAAGUGCGAUUCUCCAUUGCAAGAAAUCUUUUCACGGUUCGAGAGGUACUUAA